AUGCUUACUGAUAAUAAAGUGCGGACUCUUCAUUAUACAUUAUUGUGUACAAUAUUUUAUCCAUAUGUACUUAUAGAAUACAAUGAAAACAUUAUUAACCUGUCUUUUUUAAUUUCGCCUUGCUAUCUUUAUAUUCGGCACAAAAGACUUCGUCGUUGUCAACGUCCAGGACGUAUUUUUCUUGUUCGACAUGGUCAGUCUCAAGCAAAUGUUGACAGAACUUUAUAUGCUCGUAUGGCUGAUCAUGAUAUUGAAUUAACUGAAAAAGGUUGUGAACAAGCUCUUGAAGCUGUCCAUAUAAAUAAACGUUCAAAACAAACUUGGUCAUUUAUACAAAAAUCAUUUUCAUCAUUACAAAUUAUAAGUGAACGUGAAGAUCCACGUUUACGUGAACAAGAAUUUGGUAAUUUAACUGAUUUAAAAACACGAUCACAAGUAUUGAAAGAACAUGAUCGUUUAGGACAUUUUUUUUGUCGUUUUUCAUGUGGUGAAAGUGGUGCUGAUGUAUAUGAUCGUGCAUCAUUAUUUCUUGAUACAUUAUUUCGUGAAAUGGAUAAUGGACAUCAUGAUCCAACACAAAAUAUACUGAUUGUAUCGCAUGAAUUAUUCUUACGUUUAUUUCUAAUGCGUUAUUUUCAUUGGACUGUUGAUGAUUUCAAUAGAUUGAAAGCAUAUGAUAAUUGUGAAAUAUGUGAAUUAAUUUAA
Messenger RNA from Rotaria sp. Silwood2, 705 nucleotides. Lineage: Eukaryota; Metazoa; Rotifera; Eurotatoria; Philodinida; Philodinidae. The record is from the annotation of a GenBank genome assembly.